Messenger RNA from Mytilus trossulus (common blue mussel), 1737 nucleotides. Its product is annotated as probable G-protein coupled receptor 139. Gene Ontology annotation, biological process: G protein-coupled receptor signaling pathway. Gene Ontology annotation, molecular function: G protein-coupled receptor activity. The coding region runs from base 211 to 1491 and encodes 426 amino acids. NCBI's taxonomy places the organism in Eukaryota, Metazoa, Mollusca, Bivalvia, Mytilida, Mytilidae. The transcript has a single exon. The record is from RefSeq and is a predicted model, not a curated record. Gene Ontology annotation, cellular component: plasma membrane.
AUCAAAGUUGUUUGUAAAUUCUUAAAAUCAUAUUAUACAGAGAGGAAAAGUACAUUGUUCCAAACCAUUUGUGAGAUAUGUAUAAAACUUUGAAAAAUAAUCGAAUAUUACUUCAAGUUAGAAAUAUAGAAUUUGGAAAAUAUGUAAGAUGCUAAUACUUUUAAACUGGUAAGAACAUUUUGCAUUUCAAGUUUAAUUAACAUUUUUAUCAUGAGUGAAACAACUAUGUUUAUGGGAAAUAUAACAGAAAACAUCACCAUAACAACAUCCAUCAUUCCUGAGAUGGGAGGAGACCCACCAAGAAGACCAACAUUGCCAGAAAUUCUUAUGGCAUAUUCAGAAUAUGUCUGGGCAGUCAAUCUUGGAAUUUAUGUCUUUCCCAUAAUUAUAGGACUAGGGACCAUAGGUAAUGUUUUAAGUUUUCUAAUUAUGAUCAGAAGAACCAUGAUUAUAACUCCAACAUGCUUUUACAUGGCAAUAUUAGCCCUCUCCGACACGACCAUUCUGUAUGUAGACUGUCUUAGGAAGUGGGUUUUCCUUAUGUAUGGCGAAGACGCCUGGAACAUCAAUACAGCAGCUUGUCGGGCUUUCUAUUAUCUAAGUUAUUCUUCAUUUCACUAUUCAGUAUGGAUUAUUGUUGCAAUGACUACAGAAAGAUUUUUUGCAAUUCGGUACCCAUUAAAAUUUUUGACCAUUGGAAGCAUGAGAAAAACAAAAGUGGCAUGUCUGAUAAUUCUCAUUUGUGUUUUGCUGCUCAAUUGUCAGUUUACUUGGUCAGUGAAAAUAACAGAGACAGGACAGUGUGUGCCGGAAGAAAAUUAUUCAAACUUUCACAAAGAAGUGAUGCCGUGGAUUGAUGCCGUAUUUUAUUCAUUUCUACCAUUUGUCAUUUUAAUUACAUUUAAUGUGUCAAUUAUUUGUUCCUUUAGAAAGGCCCACAGAAGACAGAAAACUCUCCACGGGAACCCUACUUCACAUAAAUCUGCAUCUCAGAAUCGCUCAUCUAUAAACCACCGAAUGACAGCCAUGUUGUUGUCAGUCACUUUUACUUUCAUUAUAAUGACUGCUCCAAAAUCAAUUCUACUGUGUAUAAGGAAUGAAGUUUUCAUGUUUCUUAAGUAUAACACAUUUGACUUGCAAGAGAUUGCAUUAUACACGCUAAUAACUCGUAUUGCUGACUUGUGCAUCUAUACAAAUCAUGCAAUCAAUUUCUUCCUUUAUUGUGUAAGUGGACAGAGAUUUAGAAAAGAAUUGAAACUGCUGUUUUUAUGUCACAAAUCCCGAAGUGCAAGUCUGUCACUAUAUUCAUCAAAAUGUCCGCCAUCAUCUCAUUACCAAACAAUGCAGACGGUCAGCAGGGGAUCAUAUGAGAAUGACAAUGGACUAGAAUCCUUUCACGUAAUGCAAACCAUUAGCAGUAAUUUAGGAUCAAAUAAUAAUGAAAAUUGCCAGGAUGUUAAUAAACAAAAUGAAUGUGAAAACAGCCUGUGAGUAAAUCACAUGGUAUAAUCAUUAUAAUCAUUGUAAUUUAAUCAGUCUGACUUUAUUUCUUUCAGUUUUGUCCAAACAUGUAUCUGGUGAUAAAAGCACAUCAUUAAAGAAUAUUUCGUUCUUUAAAUGUAGCCAAUAAAAAGUUUCGUAGUUAUUAAUUUUAAAAAAACAUAGCUAGCUUAAAGGUGCACUAGCUACAAAAUAUAUAAAAAAUCUACAGUAUGAUUUGUUUUUGUUCAAUCAAUA